This is a messenger RNA of Theileria parva strain Muguga, 2365 nucleotides long. Its product is annotated as Condensin complex subunit 2 family protein. Bases 58 to 1959 code for a protein of 633 amino acids. Gene Ontology annotation, molecular function: chromatin binding. The record is from RefSeq and is a predicted model, not a curated record. NCBI's taxonomy places the organism in Eukaryota, Apicomplexa, Aconoidasida, Piroplasmida, Theileriidae. Gene Ontology annotation, biological process: mitotic chromosome condensation. The transcript has 4 exons. Gene Ontology annotation, cellular component: condensin complex.
UGGGUGUAAUAUGGUGUAUCCUCCCGUGUUUAGUGUACAUAUUUUACAUAUUGUAUAAUGAGUAAAAGUAAUGUGAGAUUGUCAAAUAAGAGGAAAAUAAUUCUAGAGGAUAAAAAUAGUAAAAAAAUCCACUUAUCCGGCGAUGAUUCUGCAAAUUCGCGGAACCCUCUCCUACACCCUGAGAAUCCCGUUCCCGUCCCCGAAAAUUCAGAUUUUACCCCUAAUAACGCAAAUUUCAACUCUGUUAACACAGAAUUAAAUAAUCAGUUGAUAAGUGAAAAUAAUAAAUUAUCGGAGAAAAAGUUGAGAAGGGACGAGUUGUUAUUAUUAUUUAAUAAUUGUGUGACGGCCCUUUCAAAUAAUAAAAUUUGUACCUACAACGCGUUUGACAUUGGAAUCAUAGACCACAUCGACGACUUGAUACAAAUUAACGAGGAGGAAAGCGGUCCGGGUACAGUCGGUGAACGUCAGCGGUCCCAGGAUGGCACAGAGGACAUUAACUACUCGAUGAUCUCGAAGGUGGUGGAAAGCGCGAGUAAAGUCUACAGCUACAGAGUCGAGGCGAUUUAUAAUAAAACGUUCAACAUUCUGACGAAUAUCAAGAGUAAAAAUAACAACGAAAACGCAAAUAUCAAUAAACGCAGUAAAAAAAAUAUCAAACUGUACGAAUUCACAGGAAAGAACACGUUACUGUUGAAGAAUGAGGUAACGCUGAGUAAGUUGGAGGUGGACAAUGUCCUAAUGGACCCGUACUUUCUUAAAAUCUCCUCUCUCUUCAAUAACUCUCUCAACCUCCUCAUGCUCAACAUUCUCAUACACAACCUACUCAUCUCACUCUUCAACACCAAUACCUAUACUAAUCCAGUUAAGGAUUCCGUACUAAGUGUAAAUGCCACUUCUAAUGGUGCAGAUUUACGGCUGAAUAAGUCGUUGUUAUCGGAGAUAGUAAGGAGUGACCAGGGUACCAGGACGAUAUUACCCGAAAUAAAUCAAUACAUCGAACAAUUAUACGGCACAACACACAACCCCUUUGAAAUUCUAUCCAUCACCACUCAAUCUGAAAUACCUGAUGAUAAUCCUGAUGAUAUACACUUGGGAGAUCUGAAUAUGUCAGAAUUACCUGAGUCUGAGAUGGUCCCGGAAGGCGCUAAUGAACCUCUUGAUGCAGAUGACGUGGACGCUUUCUAUGACGCCGUUAGCACUCACGAAUUCCCGGAAAUUUAUACCGCAGACAAUUCACAAAUUUCAGACUUUAAUUCUCUCACAAACACGCAGGACGUGGGAACGCAGUUGACGGAUUUGGUACCCCGUGAAGCAUAUUUAUCAAAUGUCCCGGGGUCAGAAAUUGCAAUUGACGGCAUUUUAGAAAACGUGACCGUGAAACGGAGAAAGGCGCGCGAAGUUAAAAUUCGUACCGCCAAGCCGGUGACCUCACUCGUCAAAUUCGUCCUAGAAAAUAACCUAAGCACCGUUUUAGACUCUGUAGAACUUUUAUCUUACUAUAAUAAGAAGAUCAAGUUCAGUACUAGUAACAGGAGCUUCAACUUGAACCUCAGUUUAAACCCGAAUAAGCUACUGGUGAACAACAUUCUCAUCAGUCAGAGCUCUGACCAGGUCAGUAAUCUCGACUGUGAGGUAAAAUUUGUUGAAAAUGAGCACACUGAGGACGUGUUCGAGCCUGGGAUGGGCGAGUUUGACUGUGGUGACGAAGCUGAACCUGAGCCUGCAGAUACUAAAGUAACAGUAGUGGACAUAAAUAAGUUAAAAAAGGCCAUAAUGAGUAUCUUCGAGUCUGAGGGCAGGAACUUGUCAUUUUCUCAGCUAAUUUCAAGUGUUUACAAAAGGUUUGACAGGAACGUCGUCACAGUUCAUAUCAUCUUCGUGUGCCUACUACACGUGUCAAACGAGCAUAACCUCUUCCUCCAUGGGGAUUCCAUCAACUUCUCCAUCCAGGAGUAAAUCUUCAUAAAUCUUCAUAAAUCUUCAUAAAAUUUGAUAAAAUUUGAUUAAAUUUGAUUAAAUUUGAUUAAAUGUGAUUAAAUGUGUAAUAUAUUUUUAUGUUUGAUUUUUGCGUAUUUUGUUAAUUGUCUAGGCAACGGGAUAAAAAAUGGAAUCAUACAAAAUUACACAAACUUCCAAUUUAGUGGUAUAUUUGAGGGUCGUAACGGCGUGAUUUGGUACAAUAACAAUAACAAGAAAAACGGACAUCGCAUAAUUCUAGUCAAUCCAAUGUAUUUGAUUGAUAAGCUGAAGAAUGUGAAUGAGGUUAAGUUGACGAAUAAUCAAAUACACAUUAGGCGAAAACGGCCUAAUUUGCUACACAAACUACUCAACAACCUAAUCUAAUAAAAUUAUGUUAAUAAAA